AUGGAUACGAUUGAAAGUGCUGGUUGUGUACAGUUUAAACCACUAUCCGAAAAAACAGAGAAUGCCACGUGGCUACAUAUAACUAAUCCACAUAAACAACGAGACUGCGUCCACCAAAUGAAGUCAACAGAUGAGAAAGAGAUUGUGGCAGUACUAGGAUAUGAUUGUCUUAAAGAUAGUGAUAUACUGCAUGUCUUGCUCCACGCUGUCGGUUUAAGAGACGAAGUCACGCAUCCGCAGCGAGAUCGGUUUAUAAGAGUGCUUUGGAAUAAUAUCAGACCAGAACAUCGCUCACUAUAUCGGCUGCAAGUUCAGGACGCUUCAAAAGUUCUAUCGGAAUAUGAUCCAUUAAGCAUAAUGCAUUUUCAUGAUAGAGCAUUCAGCAGCAACGGACAAGCAACGAUUGUGCCCUUGGUACCUGGACUAAUGAUAUCACCUUCGAAACAAUUAUCACAACUAGAUGUUAUGAAACUUCGAUUAUUGUUUGAACACGAAUGUAACAAACGAAAAGUAAGCAAUCUAUUGGACUCCUGUAAAAGCGCGUUUCAUGAAAAACUUAAAGGGUCUAUGCAUCAUUCGAUAAAGUUUAAGGGUAGCAGCAGUGAGAGUGAUCAAAGCGCUAUUGAUUUGCUUGAUGACAUGUUUGUGGAAAUGCCUGAUGAUAAAAAAACCCAUGAAAGUCAAAGUGAUAAUAUAGAAGUUAGUGACAAAAAAGAACAAGCUAAAAACAAUAGAUAUGAAGACACAGAUAAUGAUGACGAUGAAAGUAAAAAAUAUAAAGUUGAUAGUGACGAUCGAAAUACUGAAGGACAAAACAAUGACGUGCAAAGUGACAUAGACCAAAAUUAUGAAGACAUAAUUAAUCAAAAGAAAAAUGAAAAUUUUAGUUAUGGUGAAGACGAAAAUAGAGAUAUAAGCGAAGACAAUAAUCUCAGUAACGACGAUGAAGACGAAACAAAAAUUUUACGUUCUAAGAAUCAUAAAAAACAAUUCUACCGAGGUAACGCUAAGAAGAUAGAGUCCAUACAUUUAAAACCUGUCAAAAAGAUAUAA
Molecule: messenger RNA, 1053 nt
Organism: Leptosia nina
Lineage: Eukaryota; Metazoa; Arthropoda; Insecta; Lepidoptera; Pieridae
Source: the annotation of a GenBank genome assembly